Molecule: messenger RNA, 564 nt
Organism: Vitis vinifera (wine grape)
Lineage: Eukaryota; Viridiplantae; Streptophyta; Magnoliopsida; Vitales; Vitaceae
Exons: 1
Coding region: 1-564 (187 amino acids)
Source: RefSeq, a predicted model, not a curated record
AUGGCACCUCUAGUCUGCAGUGGUUAUAAUUACACCAUAUGGGCUGUGCGGAUGGAAGCCUACCUAGAUGCUGUAGAUCUAUGGGAGGUUGUUGAAGAUGACUAUGACGUUCCUCUACUAUCAGACAACCCAACGAUGGCUCAAGUCAAGAAUCACAAGGAAAGGAAAACCAGAAAGUCUAAGGCAAAAACUUGCCUAUUUGCAGUAGUUUCAGCUACAAUCUUCACCCGAAUUAUGUCUUUGAAAUCAGCCAAAGCCAUAUGGAGUUAUCUCAAAUUUGAAUAUGAAGGAGAUGAUCGAAUUAAAGGCAUGAAAAUGCUGAAUCUAAUAAGAGAUUUCGAGUUGCAGAAGAUGAAAGAGUCAAAAACCAUCAAAGAGUACUCUGAAAGGCUUUUAAGCAUAGCCAACAGAGUAAGAUUGCUUGGUUCGGAGUUUAAAGACUCUCGUAUUGUUGAAAAAAUUCUGGUUACUAUUCCUGAAAGAUUUGAAGCUACCAUAACCACUUUGGAAAAUACCAAAGAUUUGUUCAAAAUCACGUUGGCAGAGUUGUUGAACUCUUUGUAG